UGUUACGCUGAAGCAGGAAGAAAAAAGUAAACAGAAGCUCAGACUUACUUUUGUGUCAGAGGAACAAUGUCCUAAAACAAGUUUUUAUCAGAAUUGAAGGUAUCUGUUGGAGCCUCGUCUCCAGAGUGGGGAUUACUGGCCCGAUUGUUGUCUUCACCUUCCAGGCUCAUAGCUGUACGCUAAGAGUAAGCAAGACUUUGAAUUGCUGAUCCACACCACCAGGAUCUCCUGCAGGGACAUCGGAAGGUCAUUCGGGCUGGAGAAAUGUGGCCGGAUGAUGACAAAGAGAGGGAAGGACAGUUCAGAGAGCCAGUGGGAACCGAUUGUUACGUAUUUUCUUCAGAAAUAAAGGACAUUACUUCAUGACUAAAGGAGAAGGAUUCUUCUCCUUCCCCCAAAAGCGAGGCUUCAGGCUGGGAAACACAGAGGAACAGUUGGAGGAACAUGGAGGGGUACAGACCAGCAUCUCCAACACCCAGCUGUGUUUCUCUGCAGAGUGACCUGUCCAAAGAUAUUCCUAUAAACUUCCGUAAUUAUCCUGGACCCCCAGAUCAACGCGAGGCUUCAGGCUGGGAAACACAGAGGAACAUUUGGAGGAACAUGGAGGGGUACAGACCAGCGUCUCCAGCACCCAGCUGUGUUUCUCUGCAGAGUGACCUGUCCAAAGAUAUUCCUAUAAACUUCCGUAAUUAUCCUGGACCCCCAGAUCAACGCGAGGCUUCAGGCUGGGACACACAGAGGAACAGUUGGAGGAACAUGGAGGGGUACAGACCAGCGUCUCCAGCACCCAGCUGUGUUUCUCUGCAGAGUGACCUGUCCAAAGAUAUUCCUAUAAACUUCCGUAAUUAUCCUGGACCCCCAGAUCAACGUGGGGCUUCAGGCUGGGAAACACAGAGGAACAUUUGGAGGAACAUGGAGGAGAACAGACCAGCGUCUCCAGCACCCAGCUGUGUUUCUCUGCAGAGUGACAGGUCCAAGGAUUUUCCUAUAUACUUCCGUAAUGAUCCUGGACCCCCAGAUCAACGCGAGGCUUCAGGCUGGGAAACACAGAGGAACAUUUGGAGGAAGAUGGAGGAGAACAGAGCAGCGUCUCCAGCACCCAGCUGUGUUUCUCUGCAGAGUGAUGAGUCCAAAGAUCUUCCUAUACACUUCCGUAAUGAUCCUGGACCCACAGAUCAACGUGAGGCUUCAGGCUGGGAAACACAGAGGAACAUUUGGAGGAACAUGGAGGAGAACAGAGCAGCGUCUCCAGCACCCAGCUGUGUUUCUCUGAAGAGUGAUGAGUCCAAAGAUUUUCCUAUACACUUCCGUAAUGAUCCUGGACCCCCAGAUCAACGCGAGGCUUCAGGCUGGGACACACAUAGGAACAUUUGGAGGAACAUGGAGGAGAACAGACCAGCGUCUCCAGCACCCAGCUGUGUUUCUCUGCAGAGUGACAGGUCCAAAGAUCUUCCUUUAUACUUCCGUAAUAAUCCUGGACCCCCAGCCCAAAGCGAGGCUUCAGGCUGGGACACACAUAGGAACAUUUGGAGGAACAUGGAGGAGAACAGACCAGCGUCUCCAGCACCCAGCUGUGUUUCUCUGCAGAGUGACAGGUCCAAAGAUCUUCCUUUAUACUUCCGUAAUAAUCCUGGACCCCCAGCCCAAAGCGAGGCUUCAGGCUGGGACACACAUAGGAACAUUUGGAGGAACAUGGAGGAGAACAGACCAGCGUCUCCAGCACCCAGCUGUGUUUCUCUGCAGAGUGACAGGUCCAAAGAUCUCCCUUUAUUCUUCCGUAAUAAUCCUGGACCCCCAGCCCAAAGUGAGGCUUCAGGCUGGGAAACACAGAGGAACAUUUGGAGGAACAUGGAGGAGAACAGACCAGCGCCUCCAGCACCCAGCUGUGUUUCUCUGAAGAGUGACCUGUCCAAAGAUAUUCCUAUAUUCUUCCGUAAUGAUCCUGGACCCCCAGAUCAAAGUGAGGCUUCAGGCUGGGAAACACAGAGGAACAUUUGGAGGAACAUGGAGGAGAACAGACCAGCGCCUCCAGCACCCAGCUGUGUUUCUCUGAAGAGUGACCUGUCCAAAGAUAUUCCUAUAUUCUUCCGUAAUGAUCCUGGACCCCCAGAUCAAAGAUGGAGGAAGAGGAGCAGCGUUGGUGUGGAGGAGCAGAGGUCCUGCUGUGCUUUGUGUCAGAAGGUCCUGAUGGAUCUGGUCUCUACCAGCUGUGGACACUGGUUCUGCAGACAGUGCAUCACGUCAUACUGGGUCCAGUCUGCUCCAUCAGGACCCUCCUCCUGCCCCCAGUGUGGGAAAAGACCCAGAAGAGGAACUGGACUGCUGGCAGCCAAUCAGAGCAGCUGUGCUCCAGAUGUUGGUCUGCAGGAGGUUCUAGAGGAACAUAAGAUCAGUCUGAGGAGGAGAUGUGAACGUGUGACUGAAGGAAGUGAUGAACCAGGAAGUAGAACCCUCCUCAACAGGAUCUACACUGAUCUCUACAUCACAGAGGGACAGAGUGAAGAGGUUAAUACCCAACAUGAGGUGAAGCAGCUGGAGAGAGCUUCCAGGAUCCAGAACCUCCAUGACUCUCCAAUCAGGUGCCACGACAUCUUUAAAGCCUUACCUGACCAACAUGGAGCCAUCAGAGUGGUUCUGACCAACGGCGUCGCUGGUGUUGGAAAAACCUUCUCAGUGCAGAAGUUCACUCUGGACUGGGCCGAGGGCUUGGAGAACCAAGAUGUCCGUGUGGUGGUUCUGCUGUCGUUCAGGGAGCUGAACCUGAUCAGAGGUGAGCAGCACAGUCUUCUCACGCUGCUCCAUGUUUUCCAUCCAACCCUCCAGAAGCUCCCAGCAGAGCAGCUGGCUGCCCACAAACUUCUCUUCAUCUUUGACGGCCUGGAUGAAAGCAGACUUUCUCUGGACUUCAACCACAGUCGGCUUGUUUCUGACGUCACACAGAAGUCAUCAGUCGACGUUCUGCUGACAAACCUCAUCAAGGGGAACCUGCUUCCCUCGGCUCUGGUCUGGAUCACCUCCAGACCUGCAGCGGCCAAUCAGAUCCCUCCUUCAUGUGUUGCCAGGGUAACAGAGGUACGAGGCUUCACCGACGCCCAGAAGGAGGAGUACUUCAGGAGGAGGUUCAGUGAUGAAGAGCUGUCCAGCAGAAUCAUCUCCCACAUCAAGACCUCCAGGAGCCUCCACAUCAUGUGUGGAAUCCCAGUCUUCUGCUGGAUCACUGCUACGGUUCUGGAGAACAUGUUGACCACAGAGCAGAGAGGAGAGCUGCCCAAGACCAUGACUGACAUGUACUCUCACUUCCUGCUGGUCCAGACCAGGAGGAGGAAGAACAAGUACCAUGAAGGACAUGGGAGGAGUCCACAGGAGCUGAUGGAGGCUGACAGGGAAGUUUUCCUGAAGCUGGGGAGGCUGGCUUUUGAACAUCUGGAGAAAGGAAACAUCAUGUUCUACCAAGAGGACCUGGAGCAGUGUGGUCUGGAUGUCACAGAGGCCUCGGUGUACUCAGGAGUUUGUACAGAGAUCUUCAAGAAAGAGAGUGUGAUGUUCCAGAAAGCAGUCUACUGCUUUGUUCAUCUGAGCAUUCAGGAGUUUCUGGCUGCAGUCUACAUGUUCCACUGCUUCACCAGCAGGAACACAAAGGUGAUGAAGAAGUUCCUGGGAAAGAAAUACAGUGAAACAUCUAUAGAGGACUUCCUGAAGAGAAUCAUGGAGAAAUCCCUCCAAAGUAAAAAUGGCCACCUGGACCUGUUUGCUCGCUUCCUUCAUGGCCUCUCUGUGGAGUCCAACCAGAGACUCUUAGGACGCCUGCUGGGUCAGACAGAGAACAGUCCAGGAACCAUCCAGGAAGUCAUUAACAAUCUGAAGAAUAAAAGAACAAAGGCAUCCCCAGACAGAAGCAUCAACAACUUCCACUGUCUGAUGGAGAUGAAGGACCUCUCAGUUUAUCAGGAGAUCCAACAGUUCCUGAAAUCAGAGAACAGAUCAGAGGAGCUCUCUAUGAUCCAGUGUUCAGCUCUGGCCUACAUGCUGCAGAUGUCAGAGGAGGUUCUGGAUGAGUUGGACCUGGAGAAGUACAACACAUCAGCAUCAGGACGACUGAGACUGAUUCCACUCGUGAAGAACUGCAGAAAGGCUCGACUUAAUGGCUGCAAACUCUCAGCGACUGAAGUUGAAGUUGUAGCCUCAAUUCUGAAGUCUAACCCCUCUCAUCUGACUGAAGUGGAGAUAAGAGAGAUCUAUGGAGUGUACAACUCUGGAAUUAAGCAUCUGUGUGAGAUACUGAAGAGUUCAGUCUGCAGAGUUAACAUCCUGAGAUUGAAGAGCUGCAGGUUGUCAGAGAUCAGCUGUUCUUCUGUGGUAUUGGCUCUGAAGUCCAACCCCUCCCAUCUGACAGAACUGGACCUGAGUGAAAACAACCUGAAAGAUGCUGGAGUGAAGGAGCUC
This is a messenger RNA of Fundulus heteroclitus (mummichog), 4443 nucleotides long. RefSeq lists its product as uncharacterized. The record is from RefSeq and is a predicted model, not a curated record. Gene Ontology annotation, molecular function: metal ion binding. The transcript has 18 exons. NCBI's taxonomy places the organism in Eukaryota, Metazoa, Chordata, Actinopteri, Cyprinodontiformes, Fundulidae. The annotation marks the transcript as partial.